This is a messenger RNA of Rhipicephalus sanguineus (brown dog tick), 3480 nucleotides long. RefSeq names its product sclerostin domain-containing protein 1. The transcript is spliced from 2 exons. Gene Ontology annotation, biological process: negative regulation of BMP signaling pathway; negative regulation of Wnt signaling pathway. Lineage: Eukaryota; Metazoa; Arthropoda; Arachnida; Ixodida; Ixodidae. The coding region runs from base 206 to 646 and encodes 146 amino acids. The record is from RefSeq and is a predicted model, not a curated record. Gene Ontology annotation, molecular function: BMP binding.
GGCUCGAACGCGGAGAGGAGGACAGGGCCCAGACGACGGGGCCGAAGUUUGUGCGCAGCUAAUCUUUGACCUCGCCCAAGCGGGCACUUGCGCUGCCGACAUAUUACGAGGGUUCCAGCACGAAGCUAUGUACUGAACGCGUGCACGAGCAAGUAACAUGUGACUGGGUGUCGAGACGAAUGUCGCGCUGAACACCACCCCCGCCAUGAAGAGAAAAAUGGCGAUGCUGCCGAACAUCAAGCUCGUUUUCUUGGUGCUCUUCCUGACAGGCAGCGCUUUCGGCGCUGUCAGCUACAGCAACGAACAGCAGACUCCCAUGGAAGCGGACGUGAGGAGAGGGUCCCCGAUGCUGGGCUGCAAAGAACUCCGCUCCAAACGAUACAUCUCCGACGGCCACUGCACCUCGGCGCGUCCUCUGCUGGAGGUGGUGUGCGCGGGCGCCUGCUUGCCACUGGAUCAGCUGCCCUGGUACUCGGACGGAUCGCCCGCUGCAGCCAGCGCCAGCUGGAGCUGCGAACCGGGCGCGGUGCGCCUCAGACGGGUCCACUUGCUCUGCCCGAACGGCGAGCGCCAGAGUUACCGCGUGCCCGUGGUGCGAGCCUGCAAGUGUGUGCGCAACCUGGAACACGCCACGCACGGGUCCUGAGACUUCCGGAAGGUGGUCGGCCAUCUUCUGGCUGUGCGACGCGCUUGGUUUGGCCAUGAUGCUUAGAAAGCCAAAUUUCUAUGGUGCAUGAGACAGUCUAAACGUUUCUUGAACGCUGCACUCAGUAGCUGCGAACUCGACUAGCAGGUUUCUAUGACUUCCAGACAUGUUAAACUAGAUAUAUAUAAUCAAACAACAGUUAGGUAUCACAGAACUCUGCAAGGCUAACUGCACCAAAAUUUCUCUUUGGUUGAAUUUCAGACAGAUUUUGACGGGAUGUACAACUGUGGUCAUCUUGGCAAAGCCACGGGGCUGCCAUUUGCAUAGUUUUCAUGUUAGCAGUUGCAGACCUGCGUAACACCACCCAAGGAAGCGACGCGUGCACACGGGAUCGUUGCUAUGACGUAACUUCCAGAACGGCGCCAAUGAGAUGUUUCGGAGCACCGCUGGGAACCACGGGCAUUGCGUUAUCCUAGAAGCCGCGUUCUAGUUACGCGUCACUUCUGGCGAACGGUGCCGACACCGUUCUAUUCAUUUUCGGAGUCACAAGGAGCUGUUCUUUGAGAGGUUUUCGUGAACCCUUGACUGACAUAUGACGCGUUACUUUUCAAAAGGGUGCUAUUCUAUACGCACUACACCGGAGCGAAGACUUCACAAAUGGAUGCUUAGGCGAAAAAGCGGGCGUCUGUGCCCGGCACGCGGUGCCCCAAUUCCCAUCUGCUGCGGCGCCCCGUCACGUGCGCGGCUCGAUUGAGCAAAGCGGUAAAAAGCGUGCACUUGUUGCCGCGCUCACUAGAUGUUGCGAAAGGGAAGAGGGCACUCAUUAGGAAUGCUUAUGUAUCUUUGGAUUAUUAAAUCUGGCUUUUUCGGCAGUGCCAAAUCUUUUUGUAGUUCUCCUUUAAGCUAUACCAUGUUUUGACGUGAUAAUUCAUCUACAUGAUGUAUGACUUCAGAACUUCAUGUAAGAGGACAUUGUUCUUUGUAUUUCUGAGUCGUCAUAGUGAUAUGGUGUUCUUCAAGUUAAAUAUUUAUGUGCUUUCGAUUUUUUAUGUUCGAAAAAUUUGGACCCUGUAUGCUCUAUGUUCGGCACCUCUAAGAGCUAAAAAGUAGCCGGCGCCUUAUUGGCGCACCAACAUCUCGUUACAUGAAGGCAAAAAAAAAAACAUGCUAUAGAACGAUUAAUUUUACCGUCAUCAGAAGUCCUCCGGCUAUGACUGAAAACCCCAAUUACGGAUGCUUCCAUUCAGUCGCAGAAUUUUAUUUCGCAUUAUGCUGAACAAGUGUGUUUUCCUGCUCCUGCAAGACGCGAUAGCGCUGGCAAGUUAAGUAAAGAAGAAAGGGCGCCAGUUGCUCUGUUUCUUACUGUAGCCAAAUGCCAGUUAUUUCUAAGGGAUCCUUGAAGUAGUAAACAGAAGAAAUUAUUUUGGGUAAGACACUCUCACCACAGACAACGAGAUUACCAAGUAUUACUACAUGGCAAAGCGGGCUUUCCCGUUCUGAGCACAGGCAGUCUCGUUGCGCUUACUUCAAACCCAUUCAUACCCAUCGUUAGCAUACUUAAAUGAAAUUUAUCCACAGAAAUUCCCCGACGCCGCCAGCACCACUUGUGGGCACGCCGCUACAUUAGCUCACAUGCUUUGGGAGUACGGGCCCCUCGGCCCGACUUGCAGUAAGGCGGAGUGGGAUGCGCUUCUGCGCAGCCCAAACCUUCAAGACCAAAUCCUGGCCGUCAGGCUAGAACUGCCGGUCUCCACAUAGGAGUAGCCGGGUGGCGCGGGCAACCUUGGCGUCUGCAAUAGAUUCUAAUACAGGUUUUCGCUCUUUCUUAUUUUAUUUAUACCAUAAUAAGUUUACUUAGAUAGUUAUAAUUCGCUCCGUAGUAACCAAAUAUAAUGCGAAGGCAUAACUUCCAUUUCGCUGCACAUUUCAUAGGGAGUAUCUUCUGAGGACAGUUACGGUGUAAUUCUACUAGGUAAUAUUCGGACAGUCUUUGGGCAGUCGUCGAUAGAAACCUGAACAUCAGGUACUUACAGGUCACCCAGCGAGUGUAUUGUUCCUUCCUGAUUUUUAUUGUUUAUCUUGUUGCAUGCGCUGCUUCCCCCACGCACACAUUAUUGAUGAGAAACUAUCUGCAGUCAUGAUUAGAAACAUCUGUACCCUUUACCAAGAAUGCAUAAAGAAAACGACACGCUGAUGCAACGCACCUGUUGGAAUUUAUGUUAAGCCAAGAUUUGCUGAAGGUAUUCGUAAAUGUUGUGAAAAAAAAUGCUAUGGCAUAUUUUUGUUGAUUUUUGAUGUGCAGUCUACAAUGUGCAAUCCGCAGUUGUGCAUGGCACAUGCAUCAUUGUCGUGCUUUGAUGGGACUGUUCAGCACUCUCGAAGUAACUCUAAUAAAAUUUUGUUUUCGUUAUGUCACGAAAAAAACUAUGCGAAAAUGCACGCUAUUUGCAUGAUGAUGCGAAAGUGUAACUGUGGAGACAUUGAGGGAGUUCGCUUGUAUUUGGCACGAAAAUGACGUUCACUGAUCAACCUCUUUCAAUAAUUUGAAACUUCUGCUUAGCCGUCCCAACACCAUUCGUGCUAUUGUCCCGUGACACUAUAAUCAAGGUUCUGAUAAAAAUAACAUACGCUGGUGUUAUAGGUGGCAUAAAAAUGCACUUAACGUAACGGAAGUCAGCUAUUAUACCUACUGGAAUCAUAUUAAUAAAAAACGGGGCAGGUGAAGGCAAACCUGCUGAAUUCGACGCAAUAACAAUAAGACAGAAGUAAGUGAUGUGACAAUGUACUGACGUCACAUGGACAUUAACUGCCACGAGUAAAGAUGCAGAGCGAAA